Molecule: messenger RNA, 785 nt
Organism: Mytilus trossulus (common blue mussel)
Lineage: Eukaryota; Metazoa; Mollusca; Bivalvia; Mytilida; Mytilidae
Product: dual specificity protein phosphatase 14-like
Exons: 2
Coding region: 131-649 (172 amino acids)
Biological process (GO): protein dephosphorylation
Cellular component (GO): cytoplasm
Molecular function (GO): protein tyrosine/serine/threonine phosphatase activity
Source: RefSeq, a predicted model, not a curated record
UAAGUAGAACUCGACAGUGCUCAAUGCUUAGUGCAUUUCUAUAGAUUGACACUGUUACGCUAGGUAGUUGGAUUAUGAAUUACCAUUGAUUAUUUUACAAGGCUAUAGUUACACAGGUUGAGAGUCGAAAAUGGCAUCUCGUUCAUCUCUUGCAAAAAUAACAGACCAUUUAUAUCUGUGUGGUGCCUCGGCAAUUACACACGAACGAUUGGUACGACAUGGCAUAACGCAUAUAAUUAACAGUACUAAUGAUGUGCCAACGAUUCAAGUUCCCGGAAUCCAGUCACUCAGAAUACAUGUGGAUGACCAUCCCCGUGCUCGAUUAGAUGUACAUUUCGACAGAGUGGCAGACGAGAUAAGUCAUAUCGCCUCUCGUGGCGGGAAAGUAGUUGUUCAUUGUGCCGUUGGUGUCAGCAGAUCAGCCACAUUAUGCAUAGUUUAUCUUAUGAAACAACAUAAAAUGACUUUGGUAGUGGCCCAUGAUUAUGUACGUGGAAGAAGGCCUAUCAUUCGACCAAACACUGGAUUUUGGAAACAACUUAUAGACUAUGAAAGGAAAUUAUUUGGACGCACUACAGUGAAAAUGAUUAACUCUGUAGCCGGCCCGAUACCAGAUGUAUAUAAGGAGUAUGCACGAUACCUAAUAUAGCUCUCGUCGUAAUUGUGUUUUUAAAUUUUUGUUUUUGUUUGUUGCUUUGUUUUCCCUUGAUUGUAUCAUGAAAAUGUGAAAAUACAAUGCUUGAACAUCAAAGAAGUUAAAUAUGAAACGAAAUAUGAAACGAAAA